Molecule: messenger RNA, 978 nt
Organism: Aspergillus lentulus
Lineage: Eukaryota; Fungi; Ascomycota; Eurotiomycetes; Eurotiales; Aspergillaceae
Product: putative C6 transcription factor
Biological process (GO): DNA-templated transcription
Molecular function (GO): zinc ion binding; DNA binding
Source: RefSeq, a predicted model, not a curated record
AUGCUGGCAUCCACACCUCGCGUUGCUACGACCUCGAAAUAUAUCGCUGGGCCUGUCCCGCGACAGAAAUUCAGACUCGCGGCAACUGGCUUAUCAAGAUAUUUUGCGACAUCAUAUCCGGCACAAAAGCAACUGACAUUGCUCCAAGACAAACACCAUGGAUUUGGGUUUGCACGAUCUAACCCUAGGCUUCCCAAGCCUAGGAGCAAAGGGGUCACAGAGAUCAGAGGUCCAUACUAUACGGUGAUGGGAAAGCGAUACUUAGCCGAUGUUCUAGAAACAAUGGGUACCCAUGUAGAUGGUCUGAAAUUCGCAGGAGGCUCUUUCUCUCUCUUCCAGGAGAAGCCCUUGAGGGAACUGAUAGACCUCGCCCACGACUACGGUGUUUAUGUUUCAACUGGGGGAUGGGCUGAGCAUCUUCUCACACAUCCCGACGCCAAUACUGUCUUUGAUAAGUAUCUCAAGAAAUGCAAGGAGCUCGGAUUCGAUGUUAUUGAACUCUCGUCUGGUUUCUUAUCGUUCCCAGAAGAUGACUGGCUCCGCCUGGUUGACAAAGUCCACGCGUACAAGCUGAAGGCAAAGCCAGAGCUCGGCAUUCAGUUUGGUGCUGGUGGUGAUACACCUGCUUCUGGCCUCGAAGCUAUUGGGACUUCCGACCCUGGAAAGCUCGUUAACAUGGGCCGUAAAUUCCUCGACGCGGGUGUCGAACGCUUAAUGAUCGAAUCUGAGGGCAUAACAGAAAAUGUGCAGUCAUGGCGGACUGACGUUGUGUCCACAAUAAUGAAGGAAUUGCCGUCUGAGCGGGUCAUGUUCGAGGCGGCAGAUCCCAAGGUGUUCAACUGGUAUAUCAGGGAGUUUGGCAUCGAUGUGAACUUGUUCGUCGACCAUAGUCAGAUUGUUCAACUGUCAUGCCUGCGACAGGGCAUUUGGGGCACAGCUGACACCUGGGGUAAAGUGGUAUCAUUCCGGUCAGAAUAA